AUGGUGGAUGAGGUUACCACCAUGAAGGAUGACGUCAUCAACGCCAAUACGCUGGCUUGGCUGGUCUGCUCGGGCGUCUCCAUCCUGGCAAACACUUGGAGCAUCCUUAGCGUCAGUGCCAAGCAGAAAAAGUGGAAGCCGCUGGAGUUCCUCAUCUGCACGCUGGCGGGCACGCACAUCCUCAACAUGGCCAUCCCCAUCACCAUGUACUGCGUCAUAACACUGCGCCGACAGCACUCCAACUACGAGUGGAACGAGGGUCUCUGCAAGGUGUUUGUCUCCACCUUCUACACCCUCACGCUGGUCACUUGCUUCUCCGUCACCUCGCUCUCUUAUCACCGCAUGUGGAUGGUACGCUGGCCUGUAAACUACAGGUUGAGUAACACCAAGAAGCAGGCAGUGCACACAGUGAUGGGCAUCUGGAUGGUCUCCUUCAUCCUGUCAACUCUUCCAGCCGUUGGCUGGCACGACACCAUUGACCGCUUCUACACCUCUGACUGCCGAUUCAUUGUGACGGAGAUCGGUCUGGGCUUCGGCGUGUGCUUUCUGCUGCUGAUCGGCGGAAGUGUGGCCAUGGGUGUGAUCUGCAUCGGCAUCGCUCUCUUCCAGACCUUCACCAUCCAGGCGGGCCACAAUGCUGACAAGAACAAGUUCAACGUCCCCACCAUAGUGGUGGAGGACGCCCAGGGGAAGCGCAGAUCAUCCAUUGAUGGAUCUGAGCCUCUGAAGACAUCCCUGCAGAUCACCUACCUGAUCAGUGGAAUAGUCUUUAUCUAUGACUUCCUGACUGGCUUCCCCAUACUGGUGGUGAGCUUUGCCAGUCUGAAAUUUGAACGUUCCUACAACUGGAUGGUGUUGUGUGUGCUGUGGUGCUCCAUUGCCCAGUCCAUCCUGUUGCCCAUGUUCAUCUGGGCUUGUGACCGCUAUCGGGCCGACAUCCGCAUGGUGUGGGAGAAGUGCGUCGCCAUCAUGUCCAACGACGACGUGGAUGAGGAAAACAGCCAAGAUGGAGGAAUUCAUGCCGACUUAAUAUAUGACAGACCAUAUGACUAUAGCUCGGCGCCUGAAAUCGUGACGGUAGACCGUAAUGCCAAGUAUGAGUUCUCAACCUUAGAAAGGGGGGUCCAAGGGUAUCCAUUGAGGGAACAACAGGAAGAUAAAAUGCAGUAUUUGCAGGUGCCCCCUACAAGAAGAUACUCCCACGACGAAACCGACAUGUGGACCAGCGACCAGAUCCCCUCAUACCUUCACCGAUGGGGCUCCACCGAGGACAUGAUAGUGACUGCCCACUACAGCUCCACCUUGCCGCGCCGCGAGAGGCGCAGGAGCAGCCUGGUCUCCUACCACGAGGAGAGCCACCAUCACCAUCACCCGCAUCGCAAGCGCCGACGCUCUGAGGAGAGCAUGCACUCCCUCAAGCACCUGCCGCGCGUGGUCUGUGGCGUGGAGCACUAUGAGGACGAACUGCGGUGUUUUAGCCGCGACGAGGUGAUCAACUUUAUCGAUGAGACGCCGCUGCCGAGCCCCAGGAAGAGCCCGCGGCGCACAUCCACCAUUUCACUCAUCCCCAACGUGUAUGAGCAGCACACAGUCAUCCUUCCUCACUUCCUGCUCACAGACUUUGAGCGUGAGCCUCAAGCGCUCAGGCGGCUCUCAGAACACAAGAGGAGCAGCAGUCGGGGCAACACGCCGGAAGCUUCCCCCAAACCAGACAGGCCUGCUGGAAAGAAGAGCCCCGGGGCUUGUGGCUCCGGUAAAGGCUGCCGGGAGCGCAUGCGAGACGGGAAACAGCAGUGUGAAGUGGGCUCACCGGGGCGCAGCCAGCAGACUCCAGGGCGAUCUGCCUGUAGGCCCAGGACAGGUGGUGGAGCCAGGGCCGAUGCUGCAGCUGACUGGGGGUAUCAGAAGCACCUGAGCAAGGGUGAGAGUAAAGCUAGCACAAACAGUUUUGUAAGCACACCCUCAGCGUCGUCCAAGGGAUACAUCACCUUCCACUCUGAUUCUGUCGGCUCCACCACCUAA
Anoplopoma fimbria (sablefish) is the source of this 2022-nucleotide messenger RNA. RefSeq names its product probable G-protein coupled receptor 153. Gene Ontology annotation, cellular component: membrane. NCBI's taxonomy places the organism in Eukaryota, Metazoa, Chordata, Actinopteri, Perciformes, Anoplopomatidae. Gene Ontology annotation, molecular function: G protein-coupled receptor activity. The record is from RefSeq and is a predicted model, not a curated record. Gene Ontology annotation, biological process: G protein-coupled receptor signaling pathway.